AUGGCUACUAAAUAUCCGGGUGGUUCACGAUUUGAACCAACGGAGUUGGGGUUGGUGAAGCGGUAUCUCAAGAACAAGGUGGAGAAGAACGAUAGCGAUUGCAUCAAAACGUUGAACGUGUACGGAGACGCGCCGUGGCUUCUCCAUCACGACACAAACCCUCUGUAUGCUAGAAACGAAUGGUACUAUUUUGUUCCGAGGACAGUAAGAGGUGUCAAGACAGUGAGCCGGAUGGUACCAGGAAACGGAGAAAGCUUCUUAGGGGGCACGUGGAAAUCAGUAGGUAAGAGAAAAGAAAUAAAGAAGAAUAAGGAGCUGAAGGGGUACAAGCGUGUACUAGUGUUCAACAAGAACGUGGCUGGGAAGCUAGAGAAGGAGAAGACGGACUGGCACAUGGAUGAGUAUUCCCUUCACAAGAAUGGUGAUGAGUUCCAUGAUUUGGUCUUGUGUCAUGUCAGACUUCUGAAUAGUGCCGAGAGAUUCAAACCUCUUGUCCCUCCUGCUCAUCAGCUUGAUGACAACAAUGACAACCACGUCUUACCGAACCAAGAGCAGCAAGAAGCUGGUUUUGCUAUGCAAGAGUACAAAGGUGGCGACGUCAAUCAACAUCAGCAACAACAAGAAGAAGAACAAGAAGAUUCACGUAUGCCUUUACAGAGCAACUACAACCAAGGACAGUAUCUAUUGGAAGCUAAUGUUUGUCAGAAUGACAUGAUGAUGCUAGAGAAUGACCGUGGCUACUUAAAUCAACAUCAGCAUCAACAACAACAACAACAACAACAAGAGCAAGAAGGUUCACUUAUUCUUUCACAUCCUCCUUUGGAGAUCAACAACAACCAAGAACCGUGUCCGUCUGAUGAUCUUGCUUAUCAUGGCGCAAAGGAUGAUAUGACUGGCUAUGGACUCAUGCCAAAUUUUAACGACGCCAAUCAACAACAUGAGCAGCAACAAGAUUCACCCACUCUUCUCCAUCCUCCUCUUCAGAUCAACGACAACCAAGAACAUCAUCCAUUAGAAGAUUAUGCUUUUGAUGGCGCAGAUGAUAAUGUAACGUUUGACAUUGAUGAACUCUUGAAUAGUCUAGACGAAUGGAAAGAGCAAGAAGAUUCACCACCCAGUCUUCUCUUUCCUCCUCUUCAGAGCAACGACAACCACGGACAGUGUCCUCCUCUUGUCCCAUCUCAGGUGGAGAACCACAACAACACCGUCGUACCGAACCAAGAGCAACGAGAAGCUCUUGGUUUUGCUAAUCAGAAUGACAUGCCGAUGAUAAAGAAAGAACGUGGAGACGACGUCGAACAACAGCAGCAACAACAAGAUCAAGAGCAACUUCAAAAAGUUCUAAUGAGUUUUCUUCUUGCUCCUUCGUGGGACACGGAUUUCAUUUUUGAUGAAGCAGACGCAGAGGAUGACUUCAUUAAGGAAAUUUUGGACGUACACUGUACUCAAGAACAGCUACAAGAGCUGGAAGAAGAGCAAUCAAAAGCGCUGCAACGGGUUCCUCAAGCUCAAGACUCGGGAGUACGUGCGGAUCAAGUCAUGCCUAAAGAAUCAAGUCAGGGGUUUCUAUUCACAAAUACUCAAACUUAA
Molecule: messenger RNA, 1590 nt
Organism: Raphanus sativus (radish)
Lineage: Eukaryota; Viridiplantae; Streptophyta; Magnoliopsida; Brassicales; Brassicaceae
Exons: 1
Coding region: 1-1590 (529 amino acids)
Biological process (GO): regulation of DNA-templated transcription
Molecular function (GO): DNA binding
Source: RefSeq, a predicted model, not a curated record